ACUGGAUCGACCGAGAACCCAAAUAACAAUCAUUUCAUCCUCUCUUUCUUCUUCCCCCUCUCGUUUCGAGAUUCUAGGGUUUUCAAAACAAAAGAAAUCCCCAAAUCCGAUCGAUCAGCUGCUCCACGAUCAGCGACGAUGAGGCCGAUGGGGACCUUGCAAGAUGUGAUCGAGGAGGCCAAGACUCGUACGCUGCUGUGGGCCAUCUGCAUCUUAGCGAUCUCCUACUUCUUAUCUCAUACAAGCAAAUCAAUGUGGAUGAAUAUCCCCAUAUCAGUUCUCAUCCUUUCAGCAUUUCGGUAUCUGUCUUAUGAGGUAGAGCUUCGCCGGAGGGUGCGGCCAAGCAGUAGACAAACCUAUUUGUCACACUUAGAGAAGAAGCAGUUAUCUGUGAAUGAUUCCCGUCUAACAACUGUGCCACCUACAUCAAAAUGGAGGCGGAAAAUUGAUUCUCCUCCUGUGCAGGCUGCCAUUGAUGAUUUUGUCAAUAAGAUUUUGCAGGAUUUUGUUGUAGAUCUGUGGUAUUCAUCUAUAACACCUGACAAGGAGGCGCCGGAACUUAUACGGAUCAUCAUACUUGAUGUUAUUGGUGAAAUAUCGGGAAGGCUCAAAGAGAUCAACCUCGUUGACUUGCUAACAAGGGAUGUGGUUGAUUUAAUAGGAAACCAUCUAGAUCUUUACAGAAAAAAUCAAUCUGAAAUAGGCGUGGAUGUUAUGGGGACCUUAUCUUUUGAAGAAAGAGAUGAAAGGCUGAAGCGCCAUUUAGUUGUUUCAAAGGAACUUCAUCCUGCUCUUGUUUCUCCAGAGUGUGAGCACAAGUUUCUUCAGCGUAUUGUUGGAGGCAUUCUAGCUGUAGUCAUGCGCCCACAAGAAGCAAAAUGCCCGUUGGCUCGUUGUAUAAGCCGAGAGCUUUUGACCUGUUUGGUUUUGCAACCUGUCAUGGAUUUGGCCAGCCCUGCGUAUAUCAAUGAGUUAAUUGAGUGCAUCUUCCUUGCCAGUAAAGAUGACAGCGACAGGGAGGUUGAGAUUAAUAAUUCCCCUAAUGCAGCCGGCUUUGUCCAGGAUCCCUUGCAGAGUGGGGGAUCAGGAUCAAAAAGGGCUAUCACAUCCAAUCAAUCAACUGAGUUAACAGUCACUAAAAGUGUCGGGAGAACAUCAGAAGCUAGUCAUCUAAAUAUGCUAGAGAAAGAUUCUACGUGCGAUGUGCAGUCACGGCCAGCAGAUUGGGCAAUGAUUUUAGAAGCUGCAACUAAAAGAAGAUCUCAGGUUCUUGCUCCUGAGAAUCUUGAGGACAUGUGGACUAAAGGAAGAAACUACAAAAAGAAGAGUCUUAAAGCAGGAACAUCAUUAGGAACCAAGAAAUCUGCUGGAAUUAUAAGCAGCAUGGACCAUGCUGGAUGCUCGGGGAAAGAACUGGUGAUUAAUAAGAAUAACAGUACAGUUAGUGAACGAGCUUCUGAAGGAGGCCACUUUGCGGAUGGAUGUGAAGAAAAUGCAAGCAAAUUCACCAAAGCCAGUAGCAGCCAGCUUAAACGUUCUACUAGUACUCCUGAUAUUAAUAUAUCACUCAUGGGAAAAGCUGGUGAGAAUGUGGGUUUCAAAGAGUCAACUGGUGAGUUGGCAUCUCGUAGUGAAGGAUUUCUGCAUGCUUCAAAGCUUCGGUGCCGGGUUGUUGGAGCAUACUUCGAAAAAAUUGGAUCAAAAUCUUUUGCAGUUUACUCUAUUGCUGUGACUGAUGCAGAGAGCAAGACCUGGUUUGUGAAGAGAAGAUACCGGAAUUUUGAGCGAUUGCAUCGACAUCUUAAGGACAUACCAAACUACUCAUUACAUUUGCCUCCGAAGAGGUUUCUCUCAUCCAGUAUUGAUGACUAUUUUGUACACCAGAGAUGCAUACUUCUCGACAAAUAUUUGCAGGAUCUUCUAUCAAUUGCAAAUGUUGCAGAACAACAUGAAGUGUGGGAUUUUUUAAGUGUUUCUUCAAAGAAUUACUCUUUCGGAAAAUCCACAUCUGUGAUGAAAACGUUGGCUGUCAAUGUGGAUGAUGCCAUGGAUGAUAUAGUUCGCCAAUUUAAAGGUGUUUCAGAUGGUUUGCGGCGUGUUGUUGGCUCAUCACCAACUCGUGAACCUUCCCAAAUGGCAGACGGGGGAAUGACUUUACCUUGGCAUGAUGAAGAAACAAAUAAGAACUUUUCAAGCUAUAGUAAUAUGGAAACUUCUCAUAGUAUGUCAGACGAUGAUGCUCAAGAUGAAGAUCAUUCUUCUGCAGGAAUUAGUGGAUGGCACUCAGAUAAUGAAUUGAACUCUAAAAGUUUUCCACCUCGGGUUGUCAAGCAAAUGGAGGAAUCUAGAAGUCUAGAUUCUCAUAGGAGCCAACAACCAGACCAACUCGACAAGUUCUUAGCCUCAAAGAGCUCUGUAACACGGGGCCUUCUUGAAGAUCCAGCGGGAAUGCCUCCUGAGUGGACACCACCUAAUGUUAGCGUACCAUUGUUGAACUUGGUUGAUAAAAUGUUCCAGCUUAAUCGGAGAGGUUGGCUAAGAAGACAAGUCUUUUGGAUAUCAAAACAGAUUUUGCAACUAAUGAUGGAAGAUGCAAUUGAUGACUGGAUACUGAGGCAGAUUCAUUUGCUUCGAAACGAUGAAGUUAUUGCUCAUGGAAUCCGUUGGGUUUACAAUGUUCUCUGGCCUAAUGGUAUAUUCUUUCUUAAGUUGAGAAACAUGCCAGCUGAAAAUGUGGGUCGGACAUCUGGUGAUGAAUCUGUUACUCCAAGCUCCUUCCAGCUUCAGCUUGAGGCGGCACGGAGAGCAAGUGAUGUUAAGAAAAUGAUCCUCGGUGGAGCUCCAACUACUUUAGUUAGUCUAAUUGGGAGUAGCCAGUAUCGCAAAAGUGCAAAAGACAUCUAUUACUUCCUCCAGUCAACCAUUUGUGUUAAACAGCUUGCAUAUAGUGCGUUGGAACUGUUGGUCAUCUCUGUAUUCCCGGAGCUCCGAGAUUUAGUCCAAGAUAUACACGACGAGAAGGCACGUAAACAAUCAGUUCAUGGAAAAUAACUUGAGCUUCUGCGGAUUCCUCUUGUCAAGGACAGUGUUCGAGAGAGAGGUUUGGGGUGGGGUGGGGUGGGGGGCGCUCCUGGCAAUCGAAGUGAAACUUCAGAAUUUCUCAUGAACCACAUCUACCUAUCGCUCUGCUAAGUGUCUUCUGGAGUUAGGAAGGAAGAAAGGGGGCAAUAGAUAAAAAGGAAAGAAGCGGUAUAUUUCUCCAUUUAUUUUGUACAGCUUUUGUACAUUGAAUAUGUUGUACAUGUUUGUACACCAAUAGUAUGGGACUAGUGACUUAGAGAAACCGAUUUGUAGAGUCGAAAAUACUAGUUAAUCCAUUCUGGCUGCAGAACGGAGAGCCUUUGUGGGUAUUAAUUAUCAUGUGAUUCUUUUGUUUGUACAUGUCGUAUUUGAUAGUGCUUUAGUUUUCAACAUUUUA
Asparagus officinalis (garden asparagus) is the source of this 3478-nucleotide messenger RNA. RefSeq lists its product as uncharacterized. The record is from RefSeq and is a predicted model, not a curated record. NCBI's taxonomy places the organism in Eukaryota, Viridiplantae, Streptophyta, Magnoliopsida, Asparagales, Asparagaceae. The transcript is spliced from 16 exons. Bases 139 to 3051 code for a protein of 970 amino acids. Gene Ontology annotation, molecular function: phosphatidylinositol binding.